CCCUAGUGCCUUUGUGGCGUAAUUCCAUGGGGCAAGUACCUACCACGAAGAUCCUUCAUUCCACACCAAGCACUCUUGCCAUUGCCUAAGAACUAAAGUUGACAAUGGAAGAGGCGACCGCUUACCUGAGAGAUGGGGUCCUAUCCCAUCUGGAAAAGCUAGAAGCUCAGGCACGGAAACUAGCACUGAAGCAAGAAGAAACUCAACGGCAGCAGGAGAAUUUGGUCAGGCUGAGAGCCAGAAUCCAGGAGCUGAGACUCCAAAGAGAUGAGCUCCAGACCAAAGUGAACCUACAGCAAGUUGGGCUCAUCAGGCAGGAAGGAGCCACCGGCAGUAAUGUGGAGCCCGUCCAAGCAGCGGAGACUGGAGGGCAAGCUUUUCUAAAAUGGAAAGUGGAAAAUGUCAAGGCCAUGCUGCAAGCCUUUCGUCUGACAGGGAUUAGUGGGAAAUUGACCAAACAAGGAGUCUGUUUCUGCAUCAGCACUGCUUAUGAAGGCACCUACCUGGACUCCUACUACCUGGACCUCCUCAUACAGCAACCAGUUCAGAUUCGUCACCACUCUGUCCCCAUCUUCAUCCCCUUGGAGCAAAUAGCCAAGAAGUACUUGCAGACCGACAUCAAAUGCUUCCUGGCUAUGUUGUCUGAUCACCUGAAUGCUUAUGCUGGAAGGAAAUACCAGGCAGAUCAGUUACAGGACCAUUAUUCAGCCUUUCUCGAAGGAACCUUGCAGAGAAACUCGUUGCAUAAUGUAUUGUUCUUUAAUUAUGAUGUGGAAACAGAAAGCAAGACCUUUCCAUUCAGAGCAAAGCUGGUUUAUGGCGAUCUCACCCGUAGUCUUCCAACUGAGGCCACUAUUACAUGUAAAGCAGGGGAUGUUUCUGACUCUCUGGUGGAGAAGACAGCAGUUCAUUCAAACUUGUUCCGCCACACGGCUCUGCACACAGCCUUCAAUUCCUUCAGAAGAGCAGCAGAAAGUCUGGAUCAAACAGCGUAA
Molecule: messenger RNA, 995 nt
Organism: Emys orbicularis (European pond turtle)
Lineage: Eukaryota; Metazoa; Chordata; Testudines; Emydidae
Gene: CENPO
Product: centromere protein O
Exons: 6
Coding region: 105-995 (296 amino acids)
Cellular component (GO): kinetochore; Mis6-Sim4 complex
Source: RefSeq, a predicted model, not a curated record